Messenger RNA from Gastrolobium bilobum, 1167 nucleotides. RefSeq names its product probable galacturonosyltransferase-like 10. NCBI's taxonomy places the organism in Eukaryota, Viridiplantae, Streptophyta, Magnoliopsida, Fabales, Fabaceae. The record is from RefSeq and is a predicted model, not a curated record. Bases 1 to 1158 code for a protein of 385 amino acids. Gene Ontology annotation, cellular component: Golgi apparatus. The transcript has a single exon. Gene Ontology annotation, molecular function: glycosyltransferase activity.
AUGUUUCUUUCAAGAUCAAUUCUUUUUGGGGUUGUCUUUUCAGCUUGUCUUCUUCUCUUUCCAGCCAAUGCUAUUAGAUCUUUUGCCAACAAGAUCACACACAAGGGCUAUGAAAAUGAGGUUAAAGUUGAUUCCUUUAUGCAAUUCAGAGAGGCCCCAGAAUACAGAAAUCAACAAAGGUGCACUGUAAUUGACACAAACAAUGUGCAAUUGGUAUGUGACCCAUCACUUGUUCAUAUUGCCAUGACCAUUGACUGGGACUACUUAAGAGGAUCUAUAGCUGCAGUCCAUUCUGUUCUUAAACACACUUCUUGUCCUCAGAAUCUGUUCUUUCAUUUCAUUGCAUCAGAUGCAAGAUUGGAGAGCAAGGAUGAUUUUGCAAGGAUUGUUAAGUCCUCAUUUCCUUGCCUCAGAUUCAAAGUUUAUAUGUUCAGGGAAAGUCUAGUUGAUAAUCUCAUAUCUCCUUCAAUACGGCAAGCACUUCAGAAUCCAUUGAACUAUGCAAGAACUUACCUGGCUGAAUUGCUUGAGAACUGUGUUGAAAGGGUUAUAUAUUUGGAUUCUGAUGUUAUAGUUGUUGAUGAUAUUCAAGAGCUAUGGAAGGUUUCACUGACUGGGUCAAGAGUCAUUGGUGCUCCAGAAUAUUGUCAUGCAAACUUCACCAGAUAUUUUUCCUAUGAAUUUUGGUCAAGUUCUGAGUUUUCUGAGAACUUUGCAGGGGAAAAAAGGCCUUGUUAUUUCAACACUGGGGUGAUGGUGAUGGACUUGGUAAGGUGGAGAGAGGGUGAUUACACAAGGAAGAUUGAGAAAUGGAUGGAAAUUCAGAAGGAAAGAAGGAUUUAUAAGUUGGGUUCCCUUCCUCCUUUCUUGAUGGUUUUUGGUGGAGAUGUUGAGGCUAUUGAACAUAGAUGGAAUCAACAUGGGCUUGGAGGGGAUAAUGUUGCUAAUAGUUGCAGGACUUUGCAUCCUGGUCCUGUUAGUUUGUUGCAUUGGAGUGGUAAAGGGAAGCCAUGGACAAGGCUUGAUGCUAGAAAGCCUUGUUCAGUUGACUAUCUAUGGGUACCUUAUGAUCUCUACAUUCCCCAUGAUCAUACAAAUCAUAACCACCACCAUCACCACCAGAGAACUGCUAGGGGAACAACAGAUUCAUCACUAUAGCAAAUUACA